Messenger RNA from Ophidiomyces ophidiicola, 1350 nucleotides. RefSeq lists its product as uncharacterized. The transcript has a single exon. Lineage: Eukaryota; Fungi; Ascomycota; Eurotiomycetes; Onygenales; Onygenaceae. The record is from RefSeq and is a predicted model, not a curated record. Bases 1 to 1350 code for a protein of 449 amino acids.
AUGUCUGCAGAUCUCUUUGCAGAAUUUGGCAACCCAAAUGCCAUUGAUAAUACUGCGGUGACGAAAUCUUCAACUUCGACGAGCUACACGGCACCACGGCACUCUACCGCGAGUGGCCAAUCUACACUGAUCGACUUCACAUUCGAUAUACAGCCAGAACCGUCCUUCUCCAUACCGGGCCAUAUCCAGCAGCCACAAACGCACACCUCAGGGGAUACUGAGGUUUUGUUUGAUGCAUCGAUCGACAGUGCCCUAAGUGAAGCAAGCGAAGAUGACUGGGGUGACUUCGAGUCUGCGGAGCCUCGCCCAGCGCAAGGCGGGCUCUCACAGCCUGGUGCAACGGAUACGGCAAAAAGCAAUGUGCAUAUGAAAUCCACACCGAAACUUGGAACCCAUUUGUCCAAGCCAACUGCACCGUCUCUAGAUCUUCUAUCUAUCGAUGACACAGAACCUCCACCAAAAACACCCGUUCCGAAGCUGCCACUAUUGAGUUGCAAUGUUGAAAAUAUACCCUCAGAUACAACGCCACAAGAUGAUUCUGAACCAGUCACGGCAUGGCCUCAUUCAGACGAGGAUGAUUGGGGAGAAUUCACUGAUGGAGUUGCUAGUGAGAAUGGUCCGAAACAGACAAUGCCACUUGUCGGCCCAAUGACCUUAUCACAGCCAAACCAAAUAUCCAUGGACAUGAAAGCCCCAUCACCCAUAACCAUCAGCUCUCAGAAAGUAGUAAGACCCACGAAUAUUCCUCCCCCUUCAAUCCUUCUUCGACUAUUCCCUUCUUUAUUAGAGAAACUAUGUAACAAGGUUUCAACCUCUAAAUUACGGACUAAAGAAAUGUCCGGAUCCCUACCAGACUCUACAUUAGUCGAGGACAUUAAAAAUAGUGCGAAAGUUAUGAUCUACAUAAUAUUGGGACGCAGUCUACGCUGGAAACGAGAUUCAAUAUUAAGCCAGAGUACCAAAAUUGGACCAGCAUCUGGGAGAUCUGGUGGAAUGAAACUUAGCAGUGUUAAUAAGAGUGAGAAUAUGAGAGAAGAAAAGGAAGCAGUCGAGGUGCUCGAUAUUUGGAAUAAACGCGGCGGCCUGCUGAAUUCCGUCCUUGUUGCAGGAGGGAAACAGUCAAUUCAACUGACCUCUAGGGACUGGCAAGUGAAAACUGCUAGCGCCCAAGAAGGAGGGAUAAAUGCCAGCCAUGCAUGUGCGCUUUGCGGCCUACGACGUGAUGAGAGAAUUUCAAAGGUCGAUGAGACGGUGGAUGAUAUUUUCGAAGAAUGGUGGACGGAACACUGGGGCCAUUCCGAUUGCAGACACUUUUGGGAGGCCCACUCGGUGAAUCUUGAUCAACGCUGA